CCCUCCUCCAUCCCUCCCUCUCCGCCUCCACGGUCCUGCAGUCCGGGCAGCAGCGCUAAGCGGUGGACACGCGGACGGGAAGCGACGAAAAGAGAGAGCAGCAGCAACAGCCAGUUAGAGCAGCGUGAGGCGCGACCCGCGUCCCUUUUGUGAAUCGAUAGCGCAGCUUCUAGCUCCAUUAUCUUGCACAGAGCCGCCUCGCCGAGGGAUCCGCGACAGCCAUGUCCUACCAAGGCAAGAAGAACAUCCCUCGCAUCACGAGCGAGCGUCUCCUCAUCAAAGGAGGUCGCAUCGUCAACGAUGACCAGUCCUUCCACGGCGACAUCUACAUGGAGGACGGCCUCAUCAAGCAGAUCGGGGACAACCUGAUCGUUCCGGGCGGCGUGAAGACCAUCGACGCGCAGGGCCGCAUGGUUAUCCCGGGUGGCAUAGAUGUGCAUACGCACCUCCAGAUGCCCUACCUGGGCUCCAGCACCGUGGACGACUUCUACCAGGGCACUAAGGCGGCGCUGGCCGGCGGCACCACCAUGAUCAUCGACCACGCCAUCCCAGAGCCGGGCCAGGGGCUCGUGGCGGCGCUAGACGCGUGGCGCGAGUGGGCAGACGCCAAGGUCUGUUGCGACUACUCCCUGCACGUGGCCGUGCCCCAGUGGCACGAGGGCGUCGCCGAAGAGCUGGAGAUCCUGGUCAAGGACCGAGGUAUCAACUCGUUCCUCGUCUACAUGGCGUACAAGGACCAAUACCAGAUGAGCGACACAGAGAUGUACGAGGUGUUCACGUUCCUCCGUGACAUCGGCGCCAUCGCCAUGGUUCACGCCGAGAAUGGCGACAUAAUAGCCGAGGAACAGAAGCGAAUCCUUGAGAUGGGAAUCGCCGGUCCCGAAGGUCACGUGCUCAGCCGGCCAGAGGAGGUGGAGGCCGAGGCCGUGAACCGUGCCAUCACCAUCGCCAACCACACCAAUUGCCCGCUCUACAUUACCAAGGUCAUGAGCAAGAGCGCUGCCGAUGUCAUCUCGCAAGCGCGCAAAAAAGGCGCGGUGGUGUAUGGGGAACCCAUCACGGCGAGUCUGGGCACCGACGGAUCUCAUUACUGGAGCAAGAACUGGGCCAAAGCCGCGGCCUUCGUCACCUCUCCGCCUCUGAGCCCUGACCCCACCACGCCCGACUACCUCAACUCUCUGCUGUCCUGUGGGGACCUCCAGGUGACGGGCAGCGCACACUGCACAUUCACCACCGCGCAGAAAGCUCUUGGGAAGGACAACUUCACACUCAUCCCAGAGGGAACCAACGGCAUUGAGGAGCGCAUGAGCAUCGUGUGGGACAAGGCAGUGGCCACUGGCAAGAUGGACGAGAACCAGUUCGUGGCCGUGACAAGCACCAAUGCCGCCAAGAUUUUCAGCCUCUACCCACGCAAGGGCCGUAUUGCCGUUGGCUCAGACGCCGACCUCGUCAUCUGGGAGCCAGACACAAUCACCACCAUCUCGGCCAAGACGCACACUGCGGCCGUGGAGUACAACAUUUUUGAGGGCAUGGAGGUGCGGGGUGCACCGCUGGUGGUCAUCAGCCAGGGUCGAAUCGUGCUGGAGGAGGGGAAGCUGAGCGCCACGCAGGGCGCUGGUCGCUUCGUUCCACGCAAGGCCUUCCCCGAGCAAGUCUACAAGCGCAUCAAGGCCCGCAACAAGCUGGCCGAGAUGCGGGGCGUGCCGCGGGGCCUGUACGACGGCCCCGUGUUCGAGCUGAGCGGCUCCUCCGUCCGCUCCACCACGGCCACCCCGACCCCGUCGGCGCGCACCUCGCCCGCCAAGUCGGCCGCGCAGUCUGCGCCACUGCGCAACCUGCACCAGUCCGGCUUCAGCCUCUCAGAAGCUGUGAUCGGCCGCACAGGAGCCCAGGUGGAUGACGAGCUGCCCCGCCGUACGGGACACCGGAUUGUCGCCCCGCCGGGAGGCCGCUCCAACAUCACAUCCCUGGGAUAAGGGCGAGGGUCGCCCACGACGGCACGGGAAAAGCCCCGCCCCCUCCCCCCGUGCCCUCAGCGCCCGCCGCCCAGCCCUGGCUGCCCUGCGCAGAUCCCCCACCCCCGGUCCCCGUCACGUCUCAGCCAGUCCACACACCCCCGUCAGAUCAAGCAUCUCGCAUCGCACGUCAUCCACAAACCCCUGCCACGGUCGCCCCGAGCCCGCAGUACUGCACCCCACCUUACUGCUCCACCCAGCCCAGAGGGACCCAGCCCAGAAACACCCAGCCCAGAGGGACCCAGCCCAGAGGGACCCAGCCCAGAGGGACCCAGCCCAGAGGGACCCAGCCCAGUGGGACCCAGCCCAGAGGGACCCAGCCCAGAGGGACCCAGCCCAGAGGGACCCAUCCCAGAGGGACCCAUCCCAGAGGGACCCAGCCCAGAGGGACCCAGCCCAGAGGGACCCAGCCCAGAGGGACCCAGCCCAGAGGGACCCCCCCCCCCGGCAGGCAGACGUCAACUCUACACCUGUCCGAGGGUACCGACGCCUGAGAUGCGACGCGGUGGCGGCGUCCUUCACUCGGCGUCCCCAGGACCAGCGCUGCUGCCGCGCUCAUGUGCGGGGGCAGGGUGGCACGGAGGCACGGUGCGGAGGGCUGGGGUCUGCGUGCCGGUCUCCCGUCACACACGGCUGGGCCUGGCUCUUGCCGUCUCACGGAAAUUCACUGCCACUUGUCCGCGGCUCCAGACCAGAUCUCUCGCUCGUCAGUACCACGAGAAGGCAAAAUGAAAUUUUCAAGGUUUAUUCAAUACAUUUAGGGCAACUAUUGGAAAUGUGAUAAACGUACGUACUUUUAUUGGCCAUAUGAUUAAUCUGUACAUCUAAUGUUUUGCCACCUCGAGUGAUACCAGGAUCUGCUCUGGACCAAGGACAGCGCCGCUGGUGCCAGCGGCCAGAGCGCCGUAGCCGUCGGUGACUGAUGUCCUCACUAUAGUGUUAUGAUUUUUACCGUCACAUCUGUUGUAUUGCCAUGCGCAAGUAAGCGGCCAGUGUGGUAAUGUUCGUGUAACGAGUUGCAGAUUAAGGCUAGGGUAGCCUGUACGUGGCGUGGUGCAUGUUGUUGUGUAUGUGAAUUUGGUGAAUGUGCGUUACAUGGCAAUUCUGGUGCUCUCUCUCCAUCAGUAUACCCCCCCCCCCCCCCACCACCAAUGUCCCCAACGCUCUCUUUGGUAGGGUUCGUUAUGCCGCCUGCUCGUAAAUUGAAUUUGCUGUUUAGUUCCUGAAAUGAGUGGUCCCGGGGUCGGGACGCGUCGGCACGCUGGGCACGGUGCUCGGGGGCAGGGUCUGAGACUCGGAACAAAGUGGGCAGUGCGGAUAAGGGGGCUGGGGACAGGUCCCAUCUACUCCCCCACUACGUGCACAGCGACACUGGCUGCAGGCUGCGGUACUCUGGGACAUGGAGUGUUUUGCGCACUACGGAGAGGCUGUCUCAGUGGUAGGCGAUUGAUAAGACUCACGAAGUCUGCGUACGUAAAUUCACUGUGGGGAUCCUGUCCCUUUCAGUCCAAUAGGGUCCGGCAGCACGGAUCAGCCCUCGUUUACAAAAGCUGCUCAUUCCUCUGGCCACUUAAGAUGUAGCGCAGGGCUGCAGGAGAUGUUGCGUUUAAGUACAAUAAAGAUUUUUUUGUUAAGAGCAUGAGGCUACAUGCCAGUGCAUGCAGUCUGAACAAAGUUACUCCAUCUCGCAACUGUCCCCCCACGUGCCUGAGACGCUCACCGCCACUCUUGACUUCUUAGCUGGCGAUAUCGCCCGAGGGGCGGCCAUCCAGCCCAGGUGCUGCCGCGGGGCGCCGCGUGAAAGCGUUGCGCGCCCUGCGCUGCCGGCGAGCCCUCGGGCCUAGACCCUGCCCCUUGCCCAAAGCACUCGUGCCCUCCGUGCCCCACACUGCUGCACCUCAAUAAAGUCUUUUAUAGCUGUG
Molecule: messenger RNA, 3937 nt
Organism: Petromyzon marinus (sea lamprey)
Lineage: Eukaryota; Metazoa; Chordata; Hyperoartia; Petromyzontiformes; Petromyzontidae
Product: dihydropyrimidinase-related protein 2-like
Biological process (GO): pyrimidine nucleobase catabolic process
Cellular component (GO): cytosol; cytoplasm
Molecular function (GO): dihydropyrimidinase activity
Source: RefSeq, a predicted model, not a curated record